Molecule: messenger RNA, 6952 nt
Organism: Rana temporaria (common frog)
Lineage: Eukaryota; Metazoa; Chordata; Amphibia; Anura; Ranidae
Gene: PAPPA2
Product: pappalysin 2
Exons: 23
Coding region: 1365-6470 (1701 amino acids)
Molecular function (GO): metallopeptidase activity
Source: RefSeq, a predicted model, not a curated record
GAACAAGGGAUAAAAACAGAGAUAAAAGGGACACAGAGAUGUAGUCGUAAAGGAGACGAGAAAAGUAAAGGAGCUUCUGUUACUUUAUCCAAGAGGAGUUCUAGGUAGGUCAGUAGACACAUGCAACUUGUAUGCAACAUGAUGCUGAAACAGAUAUACACCCAACCAGAUGAGAUGCGUCGGCUGUUGACUCACUUUUCAGAUGAAAAGAACCACUAGAGCUCAUUCAUUGACAGACCUCCUAUACUGAGAGCAGUGGUGCUGUCUGGUAAAGUAUCUAGAGUUCAUUACCCAACUGAUGGAAGCAACUGAUUUCAUUUGUCCCAGGAACUAACGGAACAAAAGAAUUAAUUGCGAAAAUUCAGUGUUGGACUAGCAGGUGUCAAGUCUGAAAUUUCUCCAAACCAGCUUAUUCUCUCUUGGUGUUUUCCAACUUUCAUGAGUGGCAAAAACUAAAAAAAAAAAAAAAACAUAUAUCUAAAAAGAUCAUAUAUGUUCAACAUCCACUAUGCAGUGAACAUUACUUAGUUCCACACUAUUCGUUUGAAUAAUUAUUACAUUUAGGCAAUUUUAUUUACAGCCCUGUGCUUAUUACAAAUUAUACUCUUUCUAAUGUAAUUAUUUCCAUCUUUCAUGUAGUGAUUUGGUCUGUAUCCCUUGCAUAAGGCCUUUUAACUACUGCUUUUCUACACCUGACUAAAUCCUAAGCUCCUGAUAUUGACUCAUCCCCAUCUGAAAUAGCAUCAUACUUUCUAGUCACUAUACACUGGCCACAAGAACCAGUUUUAGGAAAAUGAAGAGGUAGCAAGCAGGCAAAGUAAAUCUAUAGAAUGUAUCUGCAUGUGACGUUUGCAGAAAUAUUGUCUUAGAAAACAUGUGUUAGACAUAUGUUACAUGUGUGUUAACAUCUGGCUAGGGAACAUAUGUUAGGAAUCCACUGGGGGCUGUUACAUCCCAUCUACAACACACAAGAAUCUCUAUAGCUCCUGCACUACGCUCACAGAUCAGGCUGCUAGUGAAGAAGAAAAAUAUGAAAAUGUAGAAAAUAGGAAGGAGAUGUGCCACUAAAUGCAUGACAGACUUUGAACAGUACCAAUACAAUCUAGACAUCAUCUCUAUAAUAAUAAUAAAACAAAAAUGUUGUAAAGCCCAAAUAAAGAUGGGAACCAGACUCUUCUCAACAAUAUGGAAGACGUAAACAAAUGUAUUCAUGCCAUGAAAAUAUAUUCAAACUCAUUAGACAGGCCAUUGAUAUUCUAUAAGACUAAGUUUUGAUUUUUUUUUCUGUUGAGACCAGUUUUCUGCACCUGCCUUCAACAUUGCUCAGUCAUUGUAUCAGUAAACUCUGGGAACUGUGAGCCAAGAUGCAAUGUUUGGAGAUACCGUUUUUGACUCUGUUCCUCUUAUCUUGUUGGGCAAGACCCUAUAAAGAUGAUUAUGUUCUUCAGCACAAACAAGAAUUAGUACUAAAUGCUGAGCAUCUAAAGUUACUUUCAACAAAAGAGCCAUGUAGGCUCAGUCCAAAUAAAAGAACUGUAGUGAGCUUCCACCAUCCACCUCAAGAAGUCUACACAUCACAAGAGCAACGGUACAUAGAAGACUUGGAAUGCAUGAAACAUGGAUCACAUGGUUGCAGUGUAGAAAAACAAAAGAAAGAAAGAUCCAGAGAUAUUAAAAGGGAUACAAGAGUUAAAUCACAGAACAAAAACGACUGGAAUACAACAUAUAAUUACAAACAUCUUAAACACGUCUCAAAAAUAUUCAACAAAAAUUCUCUCAGAAGGAGCCCUAGAGCAGUAAAAGAACAUAAUGAUGCACAAAAGGAAAAUAGAAGAUACCCCAGAGAAUCUGAGUUAAUCAACUCACAGAGAUUGUUUUCAAAUUUCUCAGUACCUUUUGUACUGCAUCAGAAGAAUCCAAUUGACAGGGCCCUUUACUUUCAUGGUGCACACAGUCAGCUGGCCCUAAAUCCAGAAGCUGAGCAGAAAAUACCUCAAGAAACUUUCACUGUAGAACUGUGGGUGAGACCAGAGGGAGGUCAAAGCGAUCCAGCAGUCAUAACAAGCAUGUUUGAUAAUUGCUCUCAUGUGGGGAGUGACCGUGGUUGGUCUAUUGGUAUACGUCCUGCUGUGUUCGGGUCAAAAAAAGAUGCACGUUUCUACUUCUCACUUCGAACUGAUCGUUCCCCAACUGCUACUACCUUGCUGUCUCCACAAAGCUACAAUGCUGGAACUUGGACUCAUCUUGCUGCUAGCUAUGAUGGGCAACAAAUGUUACUCUAUGUGGAUGGAGUACAAGUUGCAAGAGCAAAAGAUCAACAGGGUCCCCUUCAUAGUGCUUAUAUAUCCUUAUGCAGAUCCCUCUUGGUUGGUGGAGACAACUCAGAGACUGGUAACCACUAUCGAGGCCAUCUCUUCUCCCUCUAUCUGUGGAAUGAGGUUAGGACUCAGAAACAGCUGAGAUUUGAAUCCAUGAGAAGAAUGUAUCAGACCUCAUUUGGAGUACAGAGCUUCUCAUUAUUGUCCAGGAAUAUAUGGAAUAUAUACAGAGAUGGGGUAUAUCCAGAAGUUGUGCCGGGGCUUGUGCCAGUGAAGGGCAUAAUCUCAUCCAUCUCAGUCCCUCCUUGUGGGAAAACGUUAUGUGAUUUGCCAGAUGUGUCUGCUGGAUAUAGCAGGCCUGAGUUAAAAUGGGAAAAGGAGAUCCAUUACCGGGUGGUCAAUCUGUGUGAAAAUGAUGGUUCCAGGCCUUUAAUUAAUGCUGAAAAAAUACAGAGACAACAUGAGGCUUUAUCAGAUGCUUAUAGCCCACACGGCAUUCACUGGCAGCUAAACGUAGUGGAGAUCCAUAACUCUAGCCUACGGAAUCGAGUUGUGCUUCCUGGUUGUGAGCCAAGGAAAGUUGGCAAUGAUCAAUGUGAUCCUGAAUGUAAGCAUCUACUUACUGGCUAUGAUGGUGGUGAUUGUAGGUUCUUCAGACCUUGCAGUUCCAGAAAAAAAGGUGAUGGAAUAUGUCACCUUGAAUGCAACACCGCAAGAGAUGAUUAUGAUGAUGGGGACUGUUGUUUAACCAAAGGACCUGGCAAUACUAGCAAAACUUGCUUUGAUCCUGAUGCACAGGGGAGGGCUUACAUGAGUGUGAAAGAACUGAGGGAUGCCUUGCAGUUGAACAACACCUUGUUCCUGAACAUUUUUUUUGCUGGUUCUGCAGGGGAUGAGUUAGCUGGAGCAGCGACCUGGCCAUGGGACAAGGAGGCCCUUAGUGUGCAAGGGGGAUUAUUGGUGAAUCCGUCUUAUUAUGGAGUUCCAGGCCAUACAAACACGUUGAUUCAUGAAGUGGGCCAUGCCCUUGGACUUUACCAUGUUUUUAAAGGUGUGAGUGAGCGAGAAUCUUGCGAUGACCCUUGCAGUGAGACUGAACCUUCUAUGGAGACGGGGGAUCUAUGUGCUGACACUGCGCCUACCCCAAAGAAUAAACUUUGUCGAGAUCCAGAUCCAGCAAAUGACACAUGUGGGCCACUGUUUUACACUGGAACUCCAUACAACAACUACAUGAGCUACUCAGAUGAUGACUGUGCCAACAGCUUUACCCCAAACCAAGUUGCCCGCAUGCAUUGUUACCUCGAUCUCAAAUAUCAAGGAUGGACCCGGACUCACAAACCUUUACCUAUUCCUUUGGCACCAAUAGUUGUUAAACAGAGCAUGGAUUCUCUCACUAUUCACUGGCCACCUCCUAUCAGUGGAGAACUCUAUGAAAGAGAGUUAGGAUCUAUGUGUGAGUUGUGUACUGCUGAUGGGUCUUUCCAACAAUAUGCUUACCAAGCUUCCUCUCCUCGUGUAUGUGACAAGUCUGGUUAUUGGACCCCAGAAGAAGCUGUUGGUCCUCCAGAUGUAGACCGGCCUUGCCAGCCAAGCUUACAUGCAUGGAGUCCUGAGCUUCACAUCUUCAAUACUAAUAUGUCGGUCCCUUGUAAUCUGCCACUGGGGUGUAUUCUGGAGCUCAAUUUCCUAAAAGCUGUCCAACCCCAGGCCCUCACCAUUUGGAUAACUUAUCUAUCCACUCAUUUGCCCACCACUCUGUCCGAUGUUGAGUUAGUGACAGAACAUAAUGAAUCAUUGCACCUGGGAAGUAUGGAAGCCUUCUGUGAUACCCCCCUGACCAUCAGGCUGACCACAGACCAGAAAGUGUCUACAGUCCGUAUUUACACAUUUGAUGAAAGAAUGGAGAUAGAUGCAGUUCUUCUGGUAUCUGUACCUCUUAAUCCUAUUUGCUCAGCCUGCAGACCUGUAAAGUACAGAGUAAUUCGAAAUCCUCCUUUUCCGAGAGAUCAACAGCUGACAAGAACCCAGAGAGAGCGCUUUUAUACAGACACGGAAGUGACCCCAGGCCAGAAAUUCCAAUACCAGGUGCAGGUUGUUGCUGGGUCAGUGGCUGGAGAGCCUUCACCACCACUAUUUCACACGCAUUGUUCUCCUUUCUGUGGGGAUGGAGAAGUUAAUGAGGAGCUGGGAGAGGAGUGUGAUGAUGGUGCGCUGCAAAAUGGAGAUGGCUGUUCUCGAAAGUGCCAACUGGAGCCAAAUUAUAUGUGCACAGGAAAACCUAGCCUCUGCUACAUUCUCAGUGCAGACAGUGUUGGUGACUUUCCUGACAAUAGCAUUGGCGUGUCCAAUUGUGCUGGGCAAACAACACAGGAAUAUGUUGAUCAGUGGGCUUCUCAAGCUGUGGCUUCUCAUGAAGACGCCUGUAAGUGCCCAGUUUCUGCACUCAUCGGAGAGCCAGUGCACAAGAGCUGUCAGCCUCUCAAUGGGUUAUCUGGAUCUCAAACGGCUGGAUGGUUCCCUUGUAAUGUGCUUCCAGAGCAAAAUGUAUGGUUAAAGGUGAGUUUUGAUAAGCCCAGUCUGGCACAUUCAUUCCACAUUUACCUUUCCACGGAUGGCAGCCUUCCCAGCAGCACCUCGAAGGCCAUUGUCACUGCUUAUCUGACUGAUGUGACGGGACAGAGCCAUAUACUAGGAUCUCAGGAGCUUUCAUGCCAGAAGAAUCCUGUGGUUUUAAGUGCUUUACAUGGCCCGAAUAGCCCAAUGUACAGAACAAUGUCACUUACAUUGUACUUCUCUUCUUCGAUCAUUGGAGUACUUGGAGUGGCCUUGAGAUCUCCAGCUAGUAUGAGCCAUCCAGGCAAUAAAGGAAAUCAACCACCCUCUGGACAGGGUUGCAGGUCAUGCUCCCCACUGCAUGUGGCACAUGGUUCUACCCAUUGUUCCGUAGAUAUGGAUGGAGAAAUUCAGUGCUCUGUGACAUGUGACGAGGGCCAUGUUCUUCACUCAGUCAGUAAGACAGGACAUAAUGUCUUACAGGAUGCAGUGCUUAAAUGCUCUUUUGGAAAAUGGAAUUUGAUGGUAACUUGUGAACGUCUGGAUUGUGGAGUUCCCCCUUCAUCACUUGUAUUUCAUGCAAGUUUUUCUUGCCCUGAAGGUACAGGCUUGGGGAAACAAUGCUUUUUUACCUGCCUGCCUCCUGCAAAAUUCCAAGGAAUGAAUCGGUGGGUGACCUGUAUGUGGGAUGGUCUUUGGUCUCUCCCUGAGGGCUGCUGCAAGAUUGAAUGCGAUGCUCCAACACCCAUUCCCCAUGCAAAGCUGAUCACAACUCGCUGCCAACUGGGUAACCAUGAUGUGGGAUCAACAUGCAGAUACAGGUGUAAGCCAGGCUACCAUGUAGCAGAAGCACCUGAGCAACGACCUAGGAGGAAGUUCCUGAAAAUACACUGUCUUCAGACCGCUCUGUGGGAUGUUGGCCGAUGCAUUCCUAUCCUGUGUGAACCCUUGCCCAUCAUUCUCUGGGGAAUGUACAACUGUACCCGUGGACUAGAGGUGGACAGCAAAUGUACCUUGUACUGCGGAUCUUACACGGUGACUACUGUGUGUAGUAAAGAUGGGACCUGGACAGAAAAACUGAGCCUUUGUAAGGGACUUACGGGGACGUGCCCUCCACCACCAGAAAUCAAUGACAUCCACUACACAUGUGAGAACGGAACCAUGAUUGGAGAUAACUGCAAAGCUUCUUGUGUCUAUCCAUCCAAUGACCCGGUGAUCCUGCCAGGCAACAUGACAGCUGAUUCUGUAGAGCACUGGAUGAACCCUACUAAGGUGCAGAGUAUUAUGUGUACAGGAACACUGAAAUGGUACCCAGAUCCUGCCAUAUUGCACUGCAUCCCGUCUUGUGAGCCCUUUCAAGCAGAUGACUGGUGUGACACAAUUAAUAACCGCGCGUAUUGUCAGUAUGACGGAGGAGACUGCUGUGCUUCUACCCUGUCCUCAAACAAGGGUCAGGUGGUUCCUUUUGGGGCAGAAUGCGAAGAAGAUGAAUGUACCUGUCGUGACCCAAAGGCAGAAGAAAACAGAUAUCAAGGAAUGGAUUGGCCUGGACCUUCACCACUGGACCUUGGGGACCUACACAAUCCACCAACUACUUGAGGAACUUCUGUAGGACAUAUCAUGGUCAACAGUUGUGUCAGCAUCAUCAUAAUCAUUUGGGACCAGUCGUGGCCUUUGGUUAUAGAAUAUCUUAAACAGAUAUGUCAAUAUAUAAUAUCAAUGAUCUGGAUGAAAAUUUGAUGUGGAAGUAUAGAACAUUUGUACAAAAUUACAUCCACAUCUAGGAAUCGUAUCAUCCUGACCUCCCAUUGAUGUCUACCAAAUUUGGACUGAAAUUCCAGAGAGCCUCUGUUCACUGUAUGACAUUCCAUGAUCUGCCUAUGUUAUAUAAACUAAAGCAUAGUAAUCAAAGGCAGAUAUCAUUCUUUAUGUCUCUGAGUGUUUGUCCCAUCAUUUGCAUGACUACAGUAUGUUGUGUAUAAUGGAUUUAUAUAUUGGAUUAGCAACAUGUCAGUAUCUCUGCUGUCCAAGGUAUUUUAUAAGAUUAUAAUAUAUGAAUAAAUAUCAGGGUAUCACUGUAA